AUGAAUCAUGACGAUACAACUGGGGCCCCGACAACCGCCGCCGUCGCUGACUCCUCAACGUGUGCCACUGUCCCCGGUGGGAUGGCGCAAACAAGGAUGCUGUCGAGGCUCAGAGUCGCUGGUAGUACCAGUAUACCGCGGGUAAAUGAAGCUAGCGAAGCGCCGCUCGCACCGCUUCCCUCCGCGAGGCCUCUGGGUCGAGACGCCUCCACAACAGGCGAUGUCGCGCAGUAUGGAGGAUGCGCAUCGCUUGUUCGCACGGCCGCCGCAGCAGCAGUGGUGGCUGUCGAAAACGCAGUGCCACAGUCGUCUGCCUUCGGUCGUGGCGACGGCAGAGACGACGAUGCUGUGCUGCGCAAGGAAGAAAAUGGCUGCAUUGAAGUCGAUGUCGGUGCCGUGAACGCGUCGUCCCCGCUCCAUGGGCAGCCCACAUCGGGAGCUGCACAGCACCUGAGCUACGACGCGGCCAACAAUGGCACCGAAGGUAGACUGCAAAGGCGUGGCGGCAACGCAGCAGCGGUCGUCAUUCCCCUCCGCUGUCGUGCUACCUGGACUCGUCAAACUACGCCGGAACCACUUCAAGGCGAUGGUGGCCUGCUAUGUGCAGCAGCAGCCCUCAACUCGUCCACAACAAGCAGUGCAGACGACAAGACAUCUCCUCAAAGUGCAGCAGCAGCAGCAACGGCGACAGAUGUGCUUGAGUCGCCGGCGGCACCUCCCCCAUCGCCAAAGGGGGAACUUGGCUCAUGUGACUAUACGGGCAAUCCUCUGCACUUGCGCGGCCAUCACCGCCACUACAUCGACAUGGACUUGCCGGGGAUGGGUGAAAGCAACGAACCGUGGAGCGGGUCUGUUGCGUCGUCAGCAUCCUCAGCGCCGCACUCCACCGCCGAGACACAGUGGCACAACACGAGUGUGGCAUCGGAGCUGGACUUGUACGAGAUGCCGCUGCCCGUUAUGGAGACGGCGACAGGCGACCUAACUGCUGCACCAUCGGUGACCGCGUCAUUUUUGUUUGGCGGUGUGGCUUUGCCGGUGGCCUUUAGUGUGAAGUCUGGCGGAUCUGCCCUAACAGCCGACAGGGACGCGAAAGUGUGGUCACCCAUCUCUGUAUCAGCGACUGUGUCGCCCAGCCGACGGAACAUUGCUGGCCUGAAACAACCAGCGGAUCUGAGCGGCUGGAGACGCAAGCGGUCGAGUGGUAAAUUGGCGGCGCAGUCGGAAAGAAACAACAGCAGCAGCGGCCCGGGCGAUAUCCCGCUCGUCUCGCUCGAAAAGUCUGUUGCGUGGAGCGCUGGGAAGCCGAUGAAUGACGACUCCUUGUCUCCAGUGACAUCCCUCUCGCAGCAGCGGGGAGAGUUGCUGGACCGCAGUGUCUACCCCCUUACAUCGACACAGGUGACGACGGCAACCACACUGGCCACGAUGGAGUCAGGCACUGCCUCCAAUCCCUUCAGCUCCCAUUCCUCACUGCAGUCGUUUGACUCGCACCACGCGCUCCAACGCAGCGCGCUGAUCGCCAGGAUGUCUGCGCCUUGCCAAGGGAGGGCCCCAUCAUUGCAUCUGUCCGCGAUCGUUCGCCCGGGGGGUGCUGUCCUCGAAAGCGCCAACCUAGGGACACCUGUUCGAAGCCCGCAAGGGAUGUCCACCUCUCUGGGGCUGCCGAUGUUCGUAGGUGGGAGCACCGGGUCGCCCAUUCUCUCCUCAAAGUACGACACUGUAUUUCCGCUCCGGAUGGAGCCCAGGACGCACACCAAGUUGGCCGGUGACGAGUCGCAACAGUCGCCACCGCGACUCCACGACCAGAGAAACGAGGGCGACGCAGACCAACCUCCGCCCACACCCACCGCAGCUCUCGUCACGCAAGCCGCACAGCAGCAGCAGCAGACGCCUUUUUGUUGCCCUCAGCAUGGAGAAACAGACGCUCCUGAGUGCAGCCCUCUGACUUCGCUCUCCGCGCUACCCCAGCAAAGCCUCCGCAGCUCCACCGUGACCUCUGACACCUCCUUCGGUGUCGACAACGCCAUCUCCAUGCGGCAAAGCUCGAUGAUGUCGGAGGACCACAUCCUGCAGACGCUCGUCCACGGCAUGGCGCUUGGUGGUGUAUCGGCAGAGGCGUGGAUGGCAGCGCCGGACAACUGGGCACCAUCGCCGCGCAAUUUGCGUUCGACUGGCCCAGGGAACCGGCACCUAACAGGCAGGCCGUGCGCGCUGCAGCGUCCCUUGUCACCAUCCUCGCGCUCAGCUGCCUCGGAUGCAGUGGGCGCGGGCAGCGGUAAGACACCGACGGCGGGGCUUGUCGCGUCCUCGAUGCGCUUCUCACAGCUACAGACGCAGCGAGGGAAGUUGGGCUGGAUGAGUUCUACAAGACCUGCAGGGCCGUGGGGAGCGGAGCUGGUGCAAGGGCUCUCUCCCGUAUCCGCGUCAGCAGCAAACAGGGGCGACGAAACCGCAGAGACUGGCAGCCAUUUGCUUACACGUGACCCCCUCACUGUCGUGCUGUCCAGCCCCAGCAAGCGGCACAUGGCGGCGCAUACUCCCACGCGCCUUCAGCAGCAGAGGAAGCUGCCAAGCCCUGAGAACUUCUUCGCAAAGGCUGAUGGCUCUCUGAGGGACUCCGUUGGCUUCAGCGCCACAUCCCUACCCACUUUGUCUGACCCUGCUCUUCACGCCAGGCGCUCGCUCGUCACACCAAUGCAGGGGUACAGCUUCAAGCAGCACUCCACUGCGGCGAGCAUGGCGUCUUCGGCCCUUUCACAGGUGCCGCUCGGCGUGGAGGAGGUCAUCUUCUCUGCAGGCAGCACCCCGAAUGUAGUGGGUUGUGUGGAGGUCAGUGUGGCGGCGUGGUUACCCGUGGCAAGCACUGACACAGCUGCAAGGCAACUCAGUGGUGACCAAACAGUGGUGCUGCGACCCUAUGACAGCAGCGCAGCGUAUUACCGUAUCCCCAACGGUGGCCUCUUCAGCACCGCCGACAGCGGCGUCACCGUGGCGGCGCCGAGGGAAGCAUCGCUUGAGGGACGACUCACCUUUCUGCAGUCGGUGCAUGACCUCGACAGUUUUGCUGCCCAGGCGGAGGCGAGUGCCUCGCUCGGCUACGGGGCUGCUGUACAGAGCCCACUAACCAGGGAAAUAGUCGAGCCUGGGGCUGUGGCCACCACGAUGGUGUCACCACCGUCGUCCAUCGCGCCUGUGGAUGAGACGUUCUCUGUGUGUCGGCCACCACCCCCGGCUCCAGCAAUGUUGCUCCGUCACUCGCCGACGCGCAGGCCCUUCUAUCUGAUUCCUGGGUUGGAGGCUGCGGCAACUGCGGAGCUAGGGCGCAUCUCCCCCUCCCCUUUUACCGUCGCUCCUUGGGCCAUAGGUGGCGCCAGCGAUUUCGUGGCAGCGGUGGCAACGCCGCUGCUGCCAGGGAUGCUGAGUGGGAAGGACAAGGUCAGUCCAUGGUCCAGCGACAGUACGAGGGGCGGGUUUCUGCAGGUGUUGCCGCUUGCUCAAGAAGAGCAUGUGUCCACAUCGUUGAGUUACAAGGUAAGGGCGCCAAAGACGACGAGCCCCAUGUCCGCAAGCCAAGCACAAGAUGACUCAGUGGCUGCGACGGAUCCGCAGCUUCUGUGGUGGGCACCAAAAGCCGCGCAUGCCGCGGCACCAUUCACAGCUACUGACACCGAUACCCACCCAGCGCCCGUGCAUCGCAAUAGUGGCGAGUCGGGCACUCACUCCAGCAUGCCAAACUUCAGUUGCCGUUCACCGCCUGUGCACUUGCCCCCGCAGCAGCAGACACCACCUCAGCUUCAGGUUUGUGCGCCGGCUGCGAUGUGGUCCUUCCUCUACGGCGUUCACAACAACGACGAUCGAGGCGCCUACCAAAUCGCUACCUUCAACAGCAACCCAAGUGUUGCUCUCACCCGAAGCUCUACUCGAGGGCUAUCGAGCUGCAUCGUCGAUCAGGCAGCCGAUAUGUGGCCCGGUGGUGAGGAGGAGUACCGCCAGAGUUGUCGUCCCGAGGGGAAGAUGCUCUUCCGCAGACCCGGUACUCUCACAGGCAGCAUCAGUCAGUGUCGCAGGAGCGGCAAAAGGGGGGGUGGUGGCACAGGUGCACCUCUCCGCAUCUCCAUCCCGUGCUAUCAGCGCUAUCGAGACGUCGAGGCUCUCCUGGAUGACGCGGAGCGGGCCAUGAACAGGACGUCUGUCCCCAUCAUUUCAUUACUUAGCUACGGCGGUCGGUCGUUGAAUGGGGACGAGUACUCGCCUGAAACACUCGGCAACGGUCUGGCGUCAAGUGUAAUGUCGUUGGCAACGCCCGCACUGACGACUUCUAUGACCUGCUUGGAGGUGAGUCUUGUAUCGCCUCUGGCGCUAGGGUCGGCGUCGGACAAGCCAGUAGCGAGCCCCACGGAGACGAUGUCGUUCUCCGUGAGCCCGCCGCGACGCAGGUGA
Molecule: messenger RNA, 4440 nt
Organism: Leishmania braziliensis MHOM/BR/75/M2904
Lineage: Eukaryota; Euglenozoa; Kinetoplastea; Trypanosomatida; Trypanosomatidae
Exons: 1
Coding region: 1-4440 (1479 amino acids)
Source: RefSeq, a predicted model, not a curated record